Molecule: messenger RNA, 1764 nt
Organism: Pyrenophora tritici-repentis Pt-1C-BFP
Lineage: Eukaryota; Fungi; Ascomycota; Dothideomycetes; Pleosporales; Pleosporaceae
Product: AF-4 domain containing protein
Source: RefSeq, a predicted model, not a curated record
AUGAUGAAGCGAAAGUUCUCAUUCAACUUGGCACCUGUCAAGGUUGCCUCCAAGGCUGAGCUGAAGGAAAAGCCGACGCCUGAACUGACGCCAACACAGUCUGCCACACACAAGAGACAUACUUCCAAGGAUAGCAUAUGCGACAAUUCACCUUUUAUCAACCGCCGUGUCCUCGAUGCGCAGACGGACCAAGAGCUCCGCUCAGCCUGUAAGCUCAUCUUACAAAACUUCAAGCCGUCCGAUCAUGGCAUGGAGAAUACGGACCCGAAGCUCGAUUUUGGCGGACUGGGACUGCGCAAGGAGAGCAAGCCGCAGCAAGAAAACAGAUCAAAGCCCGCCCAAGUCAAUGUCCGCAUGCCUACGGGUGCGCCCAUGGAUACUGCCACGACGUCGUUCCUGCCACGCAAACCCAGCACCAAGACGCGGACGCGAGCAAAAGCAGAUUUGGAGAUCAAAGCCAGGGCAUAUGGCGGCGAGCCACCUGCGCGCACCAAUAGCAGUCGCAAGCGCACCGACUUUGGCUGGCUCGACGAACGGGAUGCACAGAGGGAGGAAAAGCUCAAAGUCAACGGCAAGGCGUCCAUGGACAUGCCCCGACCAGCAAACUUCCGAAACGAUUCCGACGAGAGCAUCACGCUGCCCGUGGCAGUCGCAUCUAACUUUGCGAAUGCGACUGUGUCAUCCGGCAAGAACACAAAUCGGACUUCCCACCACUCCGAUCCUGCUGCAGCCGCAGAUGCACAAGCCACCGAGUGGAUGCGCCGGGAGCUAGACAAGAAGAAGCACCACCAGGACGCCUCCGACCGCCCAGGCCGACCCUCCCCUCUCAGCCGCACAGCAAGCAUCAAAAGCAGUGUCAAAGAAUACGUCUUCCCGGGUUCUCGAAGUCGCGCCCUGAGCCGUGCGCAGUCCAAGGAAUCCCUCCGUUCGGCUUCCACAAACGAAGGCCAGGGCGUCUCUCGCAAUGGCUCAAAUUCGGGCUGGCGUGGCUGGGUCCCUCGCCGGUCGAGCUCGAGGAGUAACAGCAGGCCAGGUACAUCAAAGGGAUCAACCACCGAUGAAGCCCAACCUAGAAAGUCCGAGUCCAACGGUCUCAACCUGAACAGAGAGUUGCCACCACUGCCAAGUCUCGACUCUUGGAAGGACCCCCAGCAGCCACAAGCAGAAAUGGUUGCGGCACAGAAAUCGCCAAAAUCACCAACUACUGGAACACACAUUGCAAGCGUUAUGCGAUCGCAUGAAGAGCAGUCCCCCCCUCCGCGUAAACAGAGACAUAAUGUGCCUGAUGCUCUGGUGUUGAAGUCCGACCACAGCUUCCCCGCCCACAACUCUUCACGUAAACAGGGCUCUCAGUCCAUUCCCCAAACAUCAAGAACGGUUCCGAACAGCCCAGCAAAUGCCCAUCAGAUAAUGACCAACUGGUCGUCCACUACCAACCUCGACCACCGCCUGGAGCUGGGUUCCAGCACCCACACUCGAGCGAAAAGUGGAAGCAGCCAAUCUGCUUCAAAUAGCAACAGGAGUACAGGUGGUGCCAUCUCCCAUUCGAGUUCAGAUCUACGGGCCCACAGAACGACUUCCACCGAGCCCAAAUCAUCAGGAAAGGAAGAGCAGAAGUCGAAAUUGAAGAAGAUUUUCAAAGGGUGGAUACAUAAGAAGGAGAAAAAGGAGGACUGGAUGCAUAAGAUGGAGAAGGAGGGUAUCAAGGAAGGUAUGCUCGUCCAAGACACUGGCCCAAGUGCGUCGCCAGUCGUCCGUUAUUAA